This is a messenger RNA of Oreochromis niloticus (Nile tilapia), 6450 nucleotides long. It is a transcript of the gene fstl4, whose product is annotated as follistatin-like 4. The record is from RefSeq and is a predicted model, not a curated record. Gene Ontology annotation, biological process: cell differentiation; regulation of BMP signaling pathway; multicellular organism development. The coding region runs from base 333 to 2870 and encodes 845 amino acids. Gene Ontology annotation, molecular function: calcium ion binding; protein binding. The transcript has 16 exons. Gene Ontology annotation, cellular component: extracellular region. Lineage: Eukaryota; Metazoa; Chordata; Actinopteri; Cichliformes; Cichlidae.
ACGUCAGGAGGAGAGCAGAGUGAGAGGAGUUGAAAUAGGGGCAGAGCAGGAGCGUAGCGCUGAGAGGAAACCAGCCAGAGGAGCCGGAGGAUGGCAAGCCGCUGCUGAGAGUUGGGACGCUCUACCCGUCGCUACUAACACAGCUGCUGCUACUAUUACAGCAGCCCAUAAUUAAUUUGAACCCUUUAAACCCUGUCGAGAGGUGGAGAGGAGAGGAGUGGAAGUAAGGAGCGCAGACUGGACGAGUCUCUGCGAGGAAAUCUGUGGCAUAUUUGCACGAAUUUCCUUUAUUUUAUAAUCCAUUUGCCUCGGAAUACCACAGAGAAACACUCAUGGGCAGCAUGGGUGUUUGGGCUGUGGCUGUGGCCGCUCUGCUGGGAACCUCGGGGUGCUGGCUCGCUGAAGGGCACAAGAGCAGCAGGCGAAGCAGCGGGGAUACAGUCAGCGUGUCACGUACCUCCUCCCAGGAACCUCGCGCCAUGGAGAAGGGGAAAGCAGACGGGAACAUCGAUCAAUCCCUGUCUGAUCCGGACGGAGACCCCUGUCGGAGGACCUACUGUGGACGGGGUCGACAAUGUGUGCUGAUGGCAGAAACUGGCCGCGCAGAGUGCGUUUGCCAGGAAAAAUGCCGGCCCUCCUUCGUGCCGGUGUGCGGCUCAGACGGCAGAUUCUAUGAGAACCACUGUGAGGUUUACCGCACCGCCUGCCUGGAAAGAAGACGGAUCUACGUGGUACACAGCAAAGAUUGUUUCUUUAAAGGCAAUGCAUGCACCAUGUCAGAGUACAACAAGCUGAAGAGCAUGCUGCUGGAUAUGCAACCGAAAGUGCUUAAGGUUGGGGAGCAAAAUCAGCAGAGAGACAUGGAGGAGAAGAGAGCGCUGGUGGACACCAUGUUUAAAUACCUGGAUGCGAACCAGGAUGGCCGACUGAUCAGUGAUGAACUGGAAAAGAUCUCCAUGAAGGAGCACCUGGAGGACAGCCUGCUGGAGUGCACCAUGCAAGACCUGCUACGCUACGACGACUACAACAACGAUGGCCAUCUCAGCCUCCACGAGUUCUACACAGCUUUCCAGGUUGUCCAGCUGAGCCUGGCCGAGGACCAACGAAUCAGCGUCUCCACAGUAACAGUGGGCCUAAGUGCAGUCCUCACCUGCGCCAUCCAGGGGACGCUGCGCCCACCAGUCAUCUGGAAGAGGAAUGGCAUCAUCUUAAACUUCUUGGACCUGGAGGACAUCAAUGACUUUGGGGACGAUGGCUCCCUGUACAUCACCAAGGUGACAACCAUCCACAUGGGAAACUACAGUUGCCAUGCCUACGGCUACGAAGACCUCUAUCAGACACAUGUGCUCCAGGUGAAUGUCCCUCCAGUGAUCCUGGUCUAUCCAGAGACACAGGCUCAGGAGCCCGGCGUAUCUGCCAGCCUCCACUGCCACGCCGACGGCAUCCCAAAUCCCAAACUCCUUUGGCUGAAGAAUGGCAUGGAUCUGCAGCCCAGAUCCUCCAAACAGCUCUCUCUCAUAGCGAACGGUAGUGAACUCUUUAUUGGCAGCGUCCGCUAUGAGGACACAGGAGCUUACACGUGCAUCGCCAAGAAUGAAGUGGGAGUGGAUGAGGACAUCUCGUCUCUGUUUGUUGAAGAUUCGGCUAAGAAGACUCUUGCAAACAUUCUGUGGAGAGAAGAAGGGCUAAGUGUGGGAAACAUGUUCUACGUGUUUUCUGAUGAGGGCAUCACUCUUCUUCAGCCUAGUGAGUGUGAAAUACGGAGACAUAUGAAGCGGACAGAGAGGAUUGUCGCUACCUAUGAGGAGAUGUGCCCUAAAGGUGAGGGGGUGUCACCUCAACACUGUGUGUGGUCCUCAGCAGUCAACAUCAGAGAUAAGUACAUCUACGUGACCCAGCCCCUCCAGAGCCGAGUGCUGGUGGUCGAUAUUCAAGCACAGAAGGUGGUGCAGGCUGUUGCAACAGACCCUUUUCCAGUAAAGAUGCUUUAUGACAAAUCACAUGACCAGGUGUGGGUCCUAACUUGGGGGGACAUGGACAAAACCCACCCAACACUUCAGGUUAUUCCUCAAGCCAGUGUGGGUGAAGUACAUCAUGCCAUACGCACAACUUUUCAGAGGGUGAACGACUUCUUCAUUCCUCCAACUAACCUCAUCAUCACUCACGUGAGGUUUGCCUUUGUCUUUCUCAAAAAUGAGCCCGCGGUUCACAAGAUUGAUCUGGAGACCCUUCACCGUGUCAAGACCAUCAGCCUAAAGAACUACAGCUGCAUCCCAGUGAGCAUGGCCUACACACACCUGAGUGGCUUCUACUUCAUCCAGUGCCAGACCAAGAGCCUUCUAGCCCCACAACAGCUCCUGAUCGACAGUGUGACAGACGCCGUGAUUGGGCCAAACCUCAAUGUCACAGGCCAGGCUUUUGUGUCACCAGACGGGCGCUACAUUGUGACACCUGACCCACAGAGCUCAAAGCUGAUAGUACAGACAGUGUCAUUCCAAGGGGAGCUGAGUCUGAACCAGGAAAUAGACGAGCCUGUGGCGGUCUCUGAUCUUGUUUUUCAGCCUUCUUUCACGGAGUCCAACCAGCAUGUGGCCGUGGCCACCUCGGGCUCAGGAACGGACCUGCUCUUUGCCGAUCUGUCCUCAGGCCACACCGAGGUUCUCCGGAGCCUCAAGCAGCCCCUGGCCCCCCAAGCCUGGCCCUGGGGAGGCCCUAACAGAGUGGUUGUCUCCAGUGGGUUGUUUGGACAAUAUCUGGUGACACCAUCAGCCGAGUCCCUCUUUGUUCUUAAUGGCAAGCAGAGAACGCCGCACUGCGAGGUGUCAGACAUCAAGAGAGGCAACACAAUUGUCUGGGUUGGAGAGGUAUGAGUGACAAGGAAAAACAAAAGUGAACAAGAUUUAGAAUUAGGGGAAAAAAGGAAAGAUCAGGCCAAAUUACCUAUUAUUAAGAUUUAUGUGAACAUAAGUUGUGGACUCAACCCUGGGACUGAGCAAGAGAGAAACCUGCCUGGGUUUGUUGUAACAAAAGUACACGUAAAAAUAGAAUAAUUGAGAAAAUAUUCCGAAAAUCUGUUGUGAUAUUUAUAUUGGGAGAAAGUGUCAAUGCCGUUCAGUGCAACAGUGAUCUAUGUGCACUUAACUAUACAGAAUUGUACAUUAUUGCACUUCCUUCCAUGUUAUCACAGCAAAUAGGUACCUGAAGAGGGGUUAUAACAAACUAUGAACUAUGCACAAUGCUCACUUUUUUUAGACUAAAAAGCUUUCCAGUUUUUGUUUAUCUCAAUAAUGUUUGUCGUUUUCACCAGUGCCGCAUAUAAUCACCACAAACUGUCUGUCCCGUCUACCUUUAGUGUCCUGAGUGCGUGUCCUGAGUCCUUUUAAAAGCUACCACCACCAUCUGUUUACUCGCCUUUGUCAUGGUAUUGUACUGUAUUCUCCCUCUGAAAGCUUUCAUUCUCCUAAUGCUGGCAGAGGUUGGCUUUAUACACGUGUAAUACCCUUAUUUACAUUGUCUGUCCAAAGAGCUCAAUUGGUCCAUUAGCCGUCGAGAAUGGAUGUUUCGGUUGCAGUGGACGCCUAACCUGAAAUGAAAAGUAGAUCUUUUGGUCUCUUGCAAUGUUAUAAUCUGUCCCCUGCUGUCUCACAUUUAUUCUGAACCUGCAGUACAGCUCUGUGCUGUGAAGCCUGAAAAUGCCACUUAUACCACUUAGCAGAUUCCCUCAGGGUAAUGACUCCAGUUUACACUGACCCAUAUGCUGAGGCCAAGCCAAAGUAGCAUCAGUGCUGCUAUCUGACAGGCUGUGAGCAUUUGUAGAUCUCCUAAGAGAGCCGUGCAUCAAGAUCAAACAAGUCAGGUAGACUAGACAUUUCUCACAUGGUAAUUAGUAAGAGAAAAAACUUUCUGGAAAGAAGUCACACAUGUACACAAAAAUAUAUUCUAUAUUUCAAAGUCUUGCAACCUGUUUCAAAAGUAGGGAUACAUUUUGACAGCAAUAUGUACUGUAUUAAACAGUUUUCCUUUUUUCCAGGAAUACUAAUUGUCAAAUUGCAAAAAGUACUAGGUGUGUUUAUUACUUAAACACUGUAUUCCUGCUUUUGAACUAAAAAGGCUAGAGUGUCUGUCUGAGAGCAGCAAGUGAAUAAACACCAGCAAAUCUCCAUCUGUCAAAAUAGCAGAUAUUUCCUAUCUGUGGUUGAACUGCAUCAUCUUCUGUGUAACUACAUUUUCCACUUGCACUAAUCAUCAUAAUGAUGAUCCAUUAGCAGCAAUAUAGCGCUGCGGCUUCUCUGCAGAUGUAAUAAUGUCAUCAGAAAUUACUGGAACCAUAAAGUCUCUUAUCAUUCCUGGCUCUUCAUAUUAGUGCCAGUCUACAUAUAAAUGCAGAGCUUGGACAGCACUUUUGAUGGCUUUUACAUAGUAGAUGAAAAUGGGCUAUAGUUUUGGGGUAAUUACUUGUUUUUUUGCUUAUUUGUCUUUGUGAGACUUUUAGUAAGAUACUUUAGGGAAAGCACUGAUUUGGUCUUAUGUGGAAUAGACAGAACAUAAAGUUUUAAAAAAUUGUACAUUUUUUUUUUAAUCAAAAGUUUUUCAGAUCUGCCAAUUAUGUAAGGACAGUCUGACUUGCCACAGAGAAAAAAAGUAGCAAUCAUUUAUUUGACCUAGUCGCACAAUGCCUCUAAAUUUGAUACUGAAUGUAACUAAAAUAAGUAUCAAACAUGAGCUUGGUGCGAAAUAGUUGUUCAUUCAUCGGGUCACCAUGACAAGCAGUUCUAUUACAUUUCAGGCAUAUUUUCAUACAGUGAGUUUCAAGUGGUACAAGUUCAGUUUUGUCUCACGUCAACAGCUGCCUCAGGGUCUUUGUGCCAGUUUUUAUAAUCAUUUAUAAAAACACCUGAAAUUGUAACGUUCUCCCACAGUUGGUCUAAUAGCCUGCUUGUCUCACAUAUUUAACAGGUGUUUAACAUGACCCUCUUCUUUUUUUAGAGGAGACCUUUUUUGGCAACUAUUCAAUUAAUUCGCUCUGCAUUUCUCUCACAGUAUGCUGUUCUUAACAUUUGAUUAAUUCAGACACUGCUAAUACAAAAUCAGGACUUGAAGCUAUGUGUUGUGGAGAUCCUUGUGACAGCGUAGAUUUUACAUUUGUGUAGGUAAAAGCAUUAUUCUUUGCACAAAGCCCAGCGUGGAGUUGCUGUUAAUUGAAAUCAAGUUUAAGAAAACAAACAAAAACCAGUACUUUACAAAACAGUAGGAUCAAUGCUUAAUCACAUGGCAAGAGGAAUUUUUUUGUUAAUUUUUUGUGAAUUUAAAUCUUGUACAUAUUGUCAUCACAGCACAAAUGCUCACAGCCUUUGAGAUCCAACAGUUCCUGACCUUUUAAUGGCAGGCCGUGAAUAUUAAAGACAUAAUUAAACGUCAUUCACCAAGAUGUCAAAGACCAGCUUGAGUGUGAAAAAACUACUGUAAAUCCAAAUGGAGUCUUGUGGUGUAUCUGCAACCUAAAUGAAAUAAUAAUCAUUUUUCCUAAUACGUAGUUGUGCCUGUUACUCCCCAAUGCGAUGCAAUGUGUAGGGCAGAACACAGGAGCGAAGCAGAUUUGUCCUUCUUGUUUGUGACUUCGGUAUUUGCUGCUAAUCUGCCAUGAAAACCGUUCCGGCAUGAAAGUAUGAGUAAACUUUCUGAAGGCAAAGAUUCAAUGAUGUUUCCUAGACCACUGUUGCACUGAGGAGAGAAAAAUAUACGUAUAUAUAUAUAAAUAUAUAUCUGACAUACAUUUAUGCUAUCAUGCUUAUAAUGGAAAUUUCUUAAAUUUGUAAUCCAGUUUUCUGUCUCAAAAAAAAGAAAAAAUCUGGCUCUGAUGCUUCCUAAAGUCACUAUCCCAUCCAAAGUCACUUCCCAAUGGCUCUAAUCAAGUAAUAAACAGUAUUUGACAACUCUUAACACAUGCAUGUAAUGAAAAUAGGCCUCCAGUAUGAUCACGGACCUCUUGGUGAUCUCUCACAGUCACAUACAGUUCACAGUUGCUUGUGUAAAAGUCACUUUUCUGUCUUCUCAUUGUCACGUCUUUCAGCUUCUCUCUUAAGGUCGAUUCAGCAGUAAAACAUUGCUACUAGAGUCAAGGAGAGCAAGAACAAAGAGACUGCACCUGCGCUUGCUGAUAUAACUACAUAACUGGCUCACUUAUGUUGUUUGUUUGAAUCUACCUUCAGUGUCACAUGACUAUUUCUGUACCUCUCCUUUAACCCUAAAGUAAGGGGCCGAAGAGCUGAACCGCUUGGUGUGAUAGACAUUGAUAGGAACCACUGUUGUAGAUAUCAUUGUUCAUGUUUAGAACACGUUCAGACAUGACAAAACUGACUGUACAGUUUUCUUUAUGCAUUUUGUGUGUUCUGGUUUAUGAGGGAAUUGUUUUGUAAGAAAAAAAUCGAAAUAAAUAUAUUGUAAAAAUCA